GUAAGCCCCGGCGUAUAUUCACCCAUAUCUACCCAUUCCUACUGUCCCCACGCCCCGGAGCACAGUGUGGGCGUGUGCUAAGAUCCCGCCCGUGCUUUUGGCUUGCUGUGGUGUGGCGGAGUUAAGUGGUGUGGAUGAAAAACGCGUGUGAAGUGUGGUGGAGAGUGGCUGGCUUGGUUUGACGCUAUGGUGGUGGUGGUGGUGAUGGUGGUGUGACCCGCUGCUACACUCCCUGCAGGCUGGAAUAUACUCCUGCUGGCUACCUCCUACACCCUGCUACACCCUGCCACACUCAUUUCAAGGAUACCGUGCCCUUCCCAAUGUGUUAAAUAAGGGAUUAUCCUCAUUUUUUGGCAUGGUGUGUGGGUGGUGGUGCCAAGUAGGCAGAGUCCCAGCAGCAGGACGGGCGGCAGGGCAGCAGCAGGUGGCAGCAGGUGGAGCAGCGGCAGCAGGAGGGGGUGGUGGAGGGGAGGGGGAGGAGGAGGGGAGGUAGAUGAAGGUGUGGGGGGACGAUCUCACCACACCGCACUCGCAACACACGACGACCGCAGGCGCAGCAGCGGCGGCGGCGGCGGCAUCCUUGAGGGUCCGUAGUCCACCAUGGGGUCUGAACAGCACUACUCCCUGCGGUGGAACGACUACACGGUCAAGAUAGUGACAGCCUUCCAGUCGCUGCGGGACGAGGAGGACUUUGUGGACGUGACAGUGGCCUGCGACGGACACUCCUACUCCGCACAUAAGAUGGUGCUCUCCGCGUGCUCCCCUUACUUCCGCUCUCUCUUGAGGGCCAACCCAUGCCAGCACCCUAUAGUGAUACUGAAGGAUGUGGGCCAUGUGGAGCUGGAGAGACUGCUAGAGUUUAUGUACAACGGGGAGGUGAGCAUCGCGCAAGACCAACUCGCUGCGUUCCUUAAAACCGCAGAGAACUUGAAGAUUCGAGGCCUGGCCGGUUCCUCAGACGAAAUGGAUCAGGCUGGGGUGAGUGACUAUGUGCACCGGCCAGAUGUAUCAUACAGUUACAGCAGUAGCUCAGUGCUAGGGGGCGGCGUCACCUCGGACAGGAGCAGCCCCUCGGCUGGCUACGCCCCCAGCCAGAGCUCUAAGGACGAUGAAAUGGUGGGGGAAGGCUACCACCGCGGCGACUCCCCUCCUGCUAAGAGACGGAAGCGGUCCUCUGCGCCUGCUGCUUCUUCUGCUGCUGGUCACGCUGACUCCACGCCUGCUAGUCACACCACAGAAGGUGUGGCCGGUGACUCUUCUGUGGAGGUAGACUCUGGAGGUACAAUGGGUGGUGGUGGCCUGUCGGGGGAUGACGAUGGCCGGCUCGACCGAAGAGAGAUGAAAAGUGAACCAGGUGAUGCCAUGGCUGAUGUGUACAGUGAAUCUUCUGAGAUGAGUACUGACCCCCAAUCACACUCUGCCAUCCCUGGUACCUCGGGAGCAGCGGGCAGCCGGGAGGGGAGAAGCAGCCACGACCAUGAUGUGUCCGCCUUGAUGGCUAUCGCUAACGCCGUGCAGGCCGGGGCGCCGUCGGACCGGCCCAUGAAGUGCCCACUGUGCCUGGGCAUCAUCAAGCAGGCACGUAACCUCCGGCGGCACGUGUUCAAGCGACAUCUGCCGGCGGCCAGGCGCGGUGAGAUCACGGAGGCGGACGUGAAGAACGUGCUGGAGAGCAAACUGAAGGCCAUCACCGUCACGCCGCUCACGGAGGACGAGCUGCGGCAGGUGCAGCAGCGCGGCAGGCGCAAAGCCAAGUCCUCGAAGAAGAAGAAAGGCAUCGCGGCGCUGCCUGACGGCGUCAACGGCGCCAACAUCAACGAGUCCGAGGUCACCAUUCGCAAGCUGCCGCAGAAAAAGGACGGCAAGAAGGACAAGGGAGGGAGCGGCAGCGGCGGCGGCGGCGGGACGGCGUCGCCGGUCUCCACGGUGGGCGGGGACGGCGCCCGCGAGGGUCGCGAGGACAUCCUGCAGGAGGCGCUGGCGGCGCGGGACAAGAACGUGGGGCAGGACGAGGUGAUGGACCUCGCCACCAAUCCGCAGCAGCUGCCGCCCAUCUCUGUGGUGGUGUCCCACGCCGGCCACUCCGCCACGCAGGCCGCCGCGCAGACCAUGAGUCUGGCGUCCGGCAUACACCCGCGGAUCCCGGCGGAGGCGGCGCUGGGGGCGGCGGGCGUACGCCUACAAACUGACUCGCCGCUGUCUCUGCACCGAGACUUGCCGGCCAUGCCCGCCAUGGCCUUCGAGCCCCAAGUGACCAUCAGCGAGGGCAUGGUGACCUACCACACCACCUCGCCCUCACAGGUCCUCACGCAGACCACCUCGCCCUCACCCUCCGCCUCGGGCUACGCGCCGGCCUCCUACUGGUCCCCGUCCGGCAUGGGCCUGUCCGCCAGCACCUUCCAGCCCCACCAGAGCGUGUUCGCGCCCGCGCACUCCGAGUACUUCACCGCGGGCGUGGGCGUGCACAUGGCGCGCCCCUCCUCGCUGGAGCGGAUGCAGCAGCACCGUCGGAAGCCCUACCAGUAGUAGGGGGGAGCGGCGCCCCCUAGUGUAGAGUACAACCAUUUUUUAUAGAGCAAGGACGGCAGUGUGUGUGUCCAGUUAUCCUAGUUGGUAUUGAUGGUACAACUGUAUUAUAUGACUGGCAUUAGUGUUUCUAUCUGUGCUUCUUUCUCGUCUCCUGGAAGCAAGGCAAGGACGCCCCCAGCGUGCCCGGCGGGCCCACCACUGUGUGUAUGUGUGUGUGUGUGUGUGUGUGUGAGAGAGAGAGAGAGAGAGAGAGAGAGAGAGAGAGAGAAAGAGAGACUAACCGUGUAUAUGUAUAAUGUCGAAAUACAAAAAAAUACUGUCUAUAUAAUGAGAGAGAGAGAGAGAGAGAGAGAGAGAGGGAGCAGUGGCGGCCUCUCGCAGCAGGAGGCAGUAACAACCAGAUGGCAGCAGCAGCAGCAGCAGCAGCAGAAGGGACACGUGGCGGCCGCGGAAUGAGGAAGGAGCAGGUUGUGGUGGUGUGGUGACUGGUCAGUGGUGGUGGCUGCGGCUGUGCUGGUGGCAGGCGGCAGUUCUCUCUCCACUCUCGCCUCUCGCUCUGCCUCUCACCGCUGUGUUCCAUUCUUCACACUCGUUUCCCAGGUACUUUAGGGAGCUAGGCUAAUGUCUAACAAAGUAUGCAAAUAUAUCAGUGACUAUGUGAA
Messenger RNA from Portunus trituberculatus (swimming crab), 3191 nucleotides. RefSeq names its product protein abrupt-like. Gene Ontology annotation, biological process: regulation of transcription by RNA polymerase II. NCBI's taxonomy places the organism in Eukaryota, Metazoa, Arthropoda, Malacostraca, Decapoda, Portunidae. Gene Ontology annotation, molecular function: protein binding. Gene Ontology annotation, cellular component: nucleus. Bases 601 to 2526 code for a protein of 641 amino acids. The record is from RefSeq and is a predicted model, not a curated record. The transcript is spliced from 7 exons.